CGGAGUGUGAAAUGAGAUGUAGUCGCUCUGAGGUGGUGGGAGUUGAUCUCACCUUCUGGAGAACUUUGGAUUUCAGAAUCCGUGGGUUUUAGUUUUACACAACAGUUUUUCUUGGGACGUGUUCAGUCAAGGUUGCAAGGAAUGUGCUUUCCCAUACCUGUUUGAUUGCAAAAUUGUGAAUAUUGGUCUCUCUACUCUGCCAUUUUCUGGCCCGGAGUUUAGCUCUCCUGAUCCUCCCCAUCGCUCUCUAUCUCUCAUUUUUCUACAUCCAUUUGAUUUUGCUGUGCCGAUCCGGCCCCCACGAUCAAAUCAUGAGCAGCGCCUUUCAAGCUAGUUUAGAGGGAGGUCUUUCUCGUAUCACUCAGGGGCAGCCCUUGGAAGUGGCUUAUGGUUCCCAGAUUACUUUGAGGAAUAUCUUGGGGAAACCGUUACCGUGUUGGCUUCACUCCCACCGGAAUACCUACCCCAUCAGAUAUGAAAACGGGCGGGGCAGUUCCCAUCAGCAACAGGUGACCUGCUAUCCUUUUAAGGAUGUGAAUAACUGGUGGAUCAUCAAGGAUCCUGGAAG
Thamnophis sirtalis is the source of this 568-nucleotide messenger RNA. NCBI's taxonomy places the organism in Eukaryota, Metazoa, Chordata, Lepidosauria, Squamata, Natricidae. The record is from RefSeq and is a predicted model, not a curated record.